AUGGGCGAUCUCGACCACCCUCAGCCCUCAGCGGCGUCAACCAAUGGCCAUGUCAGCAAAAACAGUCAAACAUUAUCAUGGCAAACAGCCCACCUCAAAACCCGCCCAAACUCCUUUUCAACAGACAUCCUCGUCACAGGCGGUGGCCUAGGCGGUGUCGCUGCAGCUCUGGGGGCUCUCCGCCGAGGCAGCCGUGUCUUGCUUACAGAGGAAUACGACUGGUUAGGCGGCCAAUUGACCAGCCAGGCUGUGCCGCCGGACGAACACACUUGGGUCGAGCAGUUUGGUGUGACGCGAUCUUAUCGCGCGCUGCGUGAUGGUAUCAGGCAGUACUAUCGCGAUAAUUAUCCGCUUACGGAGGAGGCGAGGAGACGACCGCAGUUGAACCCUGGUGCGGGACAUGUCAGCAAGCUUUGUCAUGAGCCAAGAGUCGCUGUGGCUGUUAUUGAGGCAAUGUUGAUGCCUUAUAUCGGCAGUGGACUUCUGGUUGUCAAGAAACGCGUCAAAGCUGUUUCCUGCGAGAUGGUGGGACAGGUCGUUCGAUCUGUGAAGUUCAGAAAGCUGGAUUCUGGUGAUAGCUUCACUGUUGAUGCGAAGUGUGUCAUCGAUGCGACGGAGCUAGGCGAUCUGCUACCGUUGACAAACACUCCCUACGUCACAGGCUUCGAGUCUCGCAAGGAUACUGGAGAGCCAAGUGCGCCGGAGGAAGCUCAGCCUCAAAACUCCCAAGCAGUCUCAAUUUGCUUUGCAGUGGAUCACAUCGAAGGUGAGGACAACACUAUUCCCAAGCCAGGGAAAUACGACUACUGGCGGAAAUGUCACCCAGACUUCUGGGGCGCGCCGUUACUCGGGCUCAAAGCACCACAUCCAAGGACUCUCGAGAUUGUUGAGAGAGAAUUUACUCCCAAUCCUAAUGAUGACCCAGCAUCAGUGAUUUCUGAUCAGCGCAAGUCCGGGGGAGAUAUGAAUCUCUGGACGUUCCGACGCAUAGCGGCCAAAGAUAAUUUUACAGCCGGAGCAUACCGAUCGGACAUCUGUUUGGUUAACUGGCCGAUGAUCGAUUACUUCGAGAAACCCAUUAUUGAUGUUUCAGAGGAUGAGCUACAAGAGUGUCUUGCAGAGGCUGCGUCUCUAUCAUAUAGCAUGUUGUAUUAUCUGCAGACUGACUGCCCCCGGGCCGAUGGAAAUGGCACAGGCUAUCCUGGACUGCGUUUAAGAGGGGAUAUCACUGGCACAGAACACGGUCUCGCAAUGGCGCCAUAUGUCCGAGAGUCACGUCGUAUCAAAGCCAUCACUACUAUUGUCGAACAAGAUCUCAGCCUCGAAGUGCGUGGUUCGAAGGGCGCAGUGCAUUACCCCGACAGUGUGGGCGUGGGCAUGUACCGCAUCGAUCUACAUCCCUCGACGGGUGGCGACAACUACAUUGAUGUUGCAUGCUGCCCUUUUGAGAUUCCAUUGGGAGCCUUGAUUCCGCUUGAGAGGCCCAACCUACUGGCGGCAUCGAAGAAUAUCGGAACGACACACAUUACCAACGGAUGUUAUCGGCUGCAUCCUAUUGAAUGGAAUAUUGGAGAAGCGGCUGGUUUGUUAGCGGCGCAUUGUUUGGAUAAGGGUUUGUCGCCGCAUGAGGUCCAGGGACAGAAGGAGGUGUUCAAGGAGUUUCAGGAUAUGAUUGUCAAAGAGGGCAUUGAAACAGAAUGGCCUGAUGUGUCAGGAUACUGA
Messenger RNA from Fusarium sp. VM40, 1722 nucleotides. NCBI's taxonomy places the organism in Eukaryota, Fungi, Ascomycota, Sordariomycetes, Hypocreales, Nectriaceae. The record is from the annotation of a GenBank genome assembly.